AUGACAGCUUCCAAAGAUAACUCCGAUCUCGUGGCCAAGAUCAACGCACGUGGCCCUACUUCUGGCUUCACAGAUGUUGACGAAGAUGCAGAGAAGCUACCAACCGGGUUUGACAUUGAUAAUGCCAAAAUAUUCAAACCCCUCAAGGUCGGCAGUCUAACACUUCAGCACCGAAUCGUACACGCCGCGUUAGGUCGCUCUAGAGCCAUCAACUCUGCUGAAAGCCCUUUGGCGGUCAAGUACUUUGCGCAGCGCACCACGCCAGGCGCACUCAUGAUUUCCCAAGCGACUGGAACCUCACUAGAGUCCAAGGCUUGGCCAUGGUCAGCAAAUCUGGUAACUGAAGAGCACAAGACUGCCCUCGCCAACGUUAUUUCGGUCGUUCAUGAAAAGGGAGGGUUCUGGUUCCAGCAACUCACCCACGUAGGCCGAGUCACCUCGCCAGGUCUUGUCAAGCUCGCCCGGAGGCAAAUCGGCCUGAAAGACCCCCCUUACUAUGGCUACGCUGGAGUUUCUGCCUCGGCUGUGGGCGAAGCAGGACUCACCCCUCAAUCUGGCGAGCCCUAUGGCAUUCCGCAUGCCUUGACGAUUGACGAGAUUCAAGAGAUCGUGGCCAGCUUCAAGCGUGCCGCCGCCCUAGCUGUCAGUGCUGGUGCGGAUGGAAUCGAGAUUCUCUCGGGAAACGGCUUCCUCUUGGACCAGUUCCUGCACGAUAACAUCAACCAGCGCCAUGAUCAGUAUGGCGGAUCCGUCGAGAACAGAAGUCGAUUGACGCUGGAAGUAGUUGAUGCUGUUGCUGAGGUGGUCGGAUACCAACAUGUGGGAGUUCCUUCCACGAGACGGACGGUUCGCAACCGCUGGAGCAGUCGCUUCAUCUCUGUCGCGAACUUGUACAGCGUGGAGUUGCGUACCUCCACGUCGCCCAGGCCCGCAUGUCCCGCAACCUAA
This is a messenger RNA of Verticillium dahliae VdLs.17, 948 nucleotides long. RefSeq names its product 12-oxophytodienoate reductase. The transcript is spliced from 3 exons. The coding region runs from base 1 to 948 and encodes 315 amino acids. NCBI's taxonomy places the organism in Eukaryota, Fungi, Ascomycota, Sordariomycetes, Glomerellales, Plectosphaerellaceae. The record is from RefSeq and is a predicted model, not a curated record. Gene Ontology annotation, molecular function: FMN binding; oxidoreductase activity.